Molecule: messenger RNA, 958 nt
Organism: Teleopsis dalmanni
Lineage: Eukaryota; Metazoa; Arthropoda; Insecta; Diptera; Diopsidae
Gene: Dlc90F
Product: dynein light chain Tctex-type
Exons: 2
Coding region: 134-469 (111 amino acids)
Biological process (GO): microtubule-based movement
Cellular component (GO): cytoplasm; cytoplasmic dynein complex
Molecular function (GO): dynein intermediate chain binding
Source: RefSeq, a predicted model, not a curated record
CGCAAUUUUAGCACAAAACAUUAUUGAGAUUAACUAGAGUAAAGGCAUUCCAAAAUAAUUGUUUGUAAUACAUUGUAGCACUUUUUUGUAUGAUUCUGUAUUAUAAUAUUCUUUAUUAAUUUUCAACAACAAAAUGGAAGGCGCACGCGAAGAGAGUCACUUUGUCGUGGAUGAUGUAAGCAAAAUUAUAAAAGAAGCUAUAGAAAACACCAUCGGCGGUAAUGCGUACCAACAUGAUAAGGUAAACAAUUGGACUGGCCAAGUGGUAGAAAAUUGUCUCAGUGUUUUGACCAAGGAACAAAAGCCAUAUAAAUACAUCGUAACAUCGAUGAUUAUGCAGAAGAACGGCGCUGGCUUACAUACGGCAAGCUCCUGUUUUUGGAAUAACGAUACUGACGGCAGUUGCACUGUACGCUGGGAAAAUAAAACAAUGUAUUGCAUUGUUUCAGUUUUCGGUUUGGCUGUCUAAAGUUUCCAAUACAAUAAAUACAUAUUCAACAGAACAACGGGGAGGGAUGGCGAGACUAUAGGUAUAUCGGUUAGAAUGUUUAAAAUUAAUUGAAGAUUUGAGUUUUAUUUUCGUACUUCUUAUUUAAAAAAUAUUAUGAAAAGUUUACAAUAUAUUGUUUUUAAGUAAAUUGAAAUUGUUACUAAAGUAUUUUUUUUAAUGUUUUCAUUUGAAUUUAUUAUUAUCUCGUUUUUUUGCUAUAUGAAAUUUUGGUUAAUAAUAUAUUUUGUAUUUUCAAUGUUAUAAAUCUCGACGUAAAGCGUUUUAAAUACUAAAUUUGCGGUUUAGUUAAAGCUCUAAAUGAAUAAAUGUUAAAUAAAGUAUGAAUAAAUUGAAAUGUAUUUUUGUAACUAAAUAAUUAGUCAAGAUAUCAAGCUUAUUUAACAAUUAAUUAAACAAUAACUACAUUCUAUAGCUUACUAAAUUUAAAUCAAUAAAGUAAUUAACAUA